CCCCAAGUAUUCCAGACCCUUUCCUCCGCGCACGGCGUCUCCGAUUACCGGUUCAGAUAAAAUGCUGCAGUUAUUUCUAUCUAAACCAUCAUCGAAGGAAAAUGCAGAUGAUGAAUCAGCUGAACAGAGAAAAGCUCUUCUGAAUGAGCUAGAAUCAGUCAUCUGGUCACUGAUAUCCGUGGAAGGUCGAUCUGAAUCUCGUCUUUGGCUCUGCAAUGCUAUCGCAGGGGUACGGUCUAUAACACCCCGUAAUCAACACGAGUUAUUCAUUACCUUAUUGAGGUCUAAGCCACUAAAGCGGCCCUUAGUCGGACAACUCCUACGAUUGCUUUUCCAGAAGGAACCUCAGAAAGCAGGGCAUAUCAUUGCAAAGAAAUGCUUUUUAUUAGAAAAUUUCUUCAAAGGAAACCAAAACCGUAUUUUGCAGUGGUUUUCUAAUUUUGCUGGUACUGGUUAUGCAACCCAUACAAAGGGGGCUAAGGCACUGUCCCAGUUUGCUUUUGUAAAUAGAGACAUCUGUUGGGAGGAGCUCGAGUGGAGGGGGAAACAUGGGCAAUCUCCUGCAAUGGUUGCCACAAAGCCCCACUAUUUUCUUGAUCUGGAUGUCGAACGAACAGUGGAGAAUUUUCUUGAGUAUGUUCCUGAAUUUUGGUCAUCUAAGGAAUUUGCCGAGUCACUGAAAGAUGGUGAUAUUCUGACCAUUGAUAAUAAUUUUUUUGUCAGUAUGUUUGUUGACUUGAUGUACAAGGAGGAUUUGAAAGAAGUUUGGGAAAUUGUAGAUGAGUUUCUCAUUGAGCAAUCUUUCUCUUUCUUAUGUCAACACCUUCUCAUCGUUCUUGGGGAACAAGAUCUAAAGGUUUUCUUGGAUUUACUCCAAAGAUAUGUUAAACCAAGGUUGCAAAAGAUGGAUUGUCAUGAUUCUUCUUUUUGGCUGGAGAUCAUACUCUCCACUUGUGAUGGCAGUAAUUCUCUUGAUCAGUUGCUUCUCUUGAAUGCAGUUACUACUCAAACUCGGCAGCUUAUGCGAUUUAUACGUGACGAAGGAAGUCAGGAGCAAAAGGAAAAGGUUAAGCAUAUUGUUUUCCAAAUUUGUACACCAACAAUCUGUAAAGAUAGCUUUAUACCAAUUCUAAGAGAAUGUUUCAGCAGAAAAUCUUUAGGAACUAUAAAAUGGUUGGGAUUGCAGUCUUGGGCAUUCCACUAUUAUUUAUCUGAGGAAUUCCAACAUUCCAGUUCCUGGGAAUGUUUAUUUGUCGGCAAUGACAUAAGCUUUCGCAAGUCCAAGACUUAUCCAAUAUUAGAUCACGAUCAACUUCUGGAAGAAAGUGAGUCUGAGCAGGACACCAGGUCAGCCAGAAAUAAGCGCAAGAAAAGGCAAAAACACAAAAAGAAAAAGAGAAGGGAUCUUGAAUUUGAAGAAUUAGAUGGGGAUGAAUUUGCCGAUGUUAUUGAGGAUAGAGCGGAGUUGCAUUUGACAUCUGGUGACUGGUUGCUUUCUACUGAUGGGUAUGCGACUACUUGGAGCAGCGUAGACCUACCUGAGCACAUAUCAAAACAUUGCUUCUUCACGUGGAUGAAGUGGGUUAUUGAGGGCAUGGACAGAUGAUCUUUCAUUCGUGGGUGGAGUUCUUAUCUAACAACAAAAAGAUUAUGGUCAUCUUAUGCUUUCCAUAUCCAUCCCCUUAUGGAAGAACUUGCAGGUGGAUUCGACAAGUGAGAUAAAAAGGGGCCGGUUCUUGAUUUUUCACUCUGGUUCAACGUCAGGAAGCAUCUAUUAAAUGGUGCUUCGUCAUUGCCUUCUGUCCUGAUUGCAACUUUCUAUUUCUUUUACCUUGAAUCCCGCCUUGUAAGUCAAGUAUCUGCCGAAGCAAUUCUUCACUGGUUGUGAAGGUAACGAUCAAUAUGAGGACAUUGCAGGUUUGAGUUCCGCUCUUUCCUUGGGCCUUAUGUGCUUAAAGCAGACCUUUCUCUGCCUAAUGUUUUCUUUGUUCUACACCAUGUUUCCAAUGGGCAAUGGCCCUUUAUUGCCAUUUGCCAGUGCCCAGGAAAGCCAGAAGUUUCUUUUGCAUCUACUUAUACAGAUCCUAACAGUUAAUUUUUCAUGUAAUUGAAGUUUGGAAAUGUAGCCCCAUCGAUUUCAUCUAACUUUUUCAUCAUAUGAUGUAUUGACGGUGCUACUCUAUUUUCCUCGAUGAAUUAUAGUUGUGGAGGAUUUGGAUUAUGAGCAAUAUUUCAGUUUACUACUGAA
Molecule: messenger RNA, 2248 nt
Organism: Nicotiana attenuata
Lineage: Eukaryota; Viridiplantae; Streptophyta; Magnoliopsida; Solanales; Solanaceae
Exons: 5
Coding region: 62-1606 (514 amino acids)
Source: RefSeq, a predicted model, not a curated record